CAGGUCCCGCCCUCAGCGCUGCUAGCGAGACCGCAGAGAGCUGUACUUCACUCCACAGGCAGCGCAGGCGGAGGACGGCGGCGGACGUGUACGAGGCAGGAUGGAUGCAGGCUCGGACCCCGUGGUUAUCGUUUCGGCGGCGCGGACCGCCAUAGGCUCUUUCAAUGGUGCUUUAUCUACUGUGCCUGUCCACGACCUGGGCUCAACUGUCAUCAAAGAAGUCCUGAAAAGGGCCACACUAGCUCCUGAAGACGUGUCUGAGGUGAUAUUUGGACAUGUUUUGUCAGCAGGCACUGGGCAGAAUCCUAUUCGGCAAGCCAGUGUAGGAGCUGGGAUCCCUUACUCUGUUCCAGCAUGGAGCUGCCAGAUGAUCUGUGGGUCAGGCCUGAAAGCCGUGUGCCUCGCUGCCCAGUCCAUAAGGAUUGGUGACUCCAGUAUUGUGGUUGCAGGAGGCAUGGAGAAUAUGAGCAAGGCUCCUCACUUGGUUCACUUGAGGGCGGGAAUGAAGAUUGGUGAGAUGCCGUUACGGGACAGUAUACUUUGUGAUGGCCUUACAGAUGCAUUUCACAAUUACCAUAUGGGCAUAACUGCUGAAAAUGUAGCCAAAAAAUGGCAAGUGAGUAGAGAAGCUCAAGACAAGGUUGCUGUUCUAUCUCAGAACAGGACAGAGGGUGCACAGAAAGCUGGCCAUUUUGACAAAGAGAUUGUACCAGUUUUUGUGUCAUCUAGAAAAGGUCUCACUGAAGUUAAAGUAGAUGAGUUUCCUCGCCACGGGAGUAACCUUGAAGGGAUGUCCAAGCUAAAGCCUUAUUUUCUCACAGAUGGGACAGGAACGGUCACUGCAGCUAAUGCCUCAGGCAUGAACGACGGCGCUGCAGCUGUGGUGCUCAUGAAGAAGUCAGAAGCUGAUCAUCGUGGACUUACGCCUUUAGCAGAGAUCGUUUCCUGGGCACAAGCAGGAGUAGAGCCUUCCCUUAUGGGAAUAGGACCAAUUCCAGCCAUAAAGCAAGCUGUUACAAAAGCAGGCUGGUCUCUGGAAGAUGUCGAUGCAUUUGAAAUCAAUGAAGCCUAUGCAGCCAUCUCUGUUGCAAUAGCUAAAGAACUUGGAUUAAACACAGACAAGGUAAAGAUUAGGAAGUAUUCCUUAUAGUGCCGGUUCACUCCCA
Molecule: messenger RNA, 1166 nt
Organism: Octodon degus (degu)
Lineage: Eukaryota; Metazoa; Chordata; Mammalia; Rodentia; Octodontidae
Gene: Acat2
Product: acetyl-CoA acetyltransferase 2
Exons: 8
Coding region: 101-1150 (349 amino acids)
Biological process (GO): fatty acid beta-oxidation
Molecular function (GO): acetyl-CoA C-acetyltransferase activity
Source: RefSeq, a predicted model, not a curated record